This is a messenger RNA of Dreissena polymorpha, 3003 nucleotides long. RefSeq lists its product as uncharacterized. NCBI's taxonomy places the organism in Eukaryota, Metazoa, Mollusca, Bivalvia, Myida, Dreissenidae. Bases 1 to 3003 code for a protein of 1000 amino acids. The transcript has 3 exons. The record is from RefSeq and is a predicted model, not a curated record.
AUGUGUGGGCAGACAGCACGACAGCAGCAGCGCACAGAUGUAAUGUCUGGUGAGACGGUGGAAGAUCCUAGUCAGGAACAAACCCACAGUACUGGGGACCUCUUAGCGGCUGACAUGCUGCAUACAAACACAUUGCGAUCGGGAACGGAUGCUCAAGAAGUCUUCGAUGAUGAAGACCCACUACUGGCGUUACUGAGAACACAGAGUGACUCAGAGGCAAACACCGACUUACCACACUCCACAACAGCUCACAAGGGUGAUGAAUCUCCGAGGAAGCCAAGAAUAUCCUGGCCGAAAACGUCGGACAAGAAAGCAUGGAAAGACCUGGACGAUAACCUUCAUGUAAUACUGGAGACAGCACUCCAAGGUGCAGUUGAGAGAAAGCUGGUAGCUUUAACCAACCUUGUCUACACAGUUGGGAAAGAAAGAUUCGGUCUGACUAUCCCGAAAACCAACAAGAAACCUGUACAGAUUAACAGAAGGCAGCGACAGAUAAAGGGCAUCAGGAGUGAACUGAAGUUCUCUAAGAACUUGCUAGACAAAGAGAAAUCAGGCAAGCUAGAGAGCAGCAUGGAAGAAAUUACGCAGUUCCUAACUGAAACGCACCCUGAUGAUAUCCGAGACGUACCGUUAGGCAACUUCCAGAGAAUAGAACCAGUACCAGAACCCACAACACCUCUAGACACCAAGGAACCUACACUGAAAGAGGUUUCAGAAGUAGUUCAAAAGGCAAGAGCAGCGUCGGCCCCAGGAACAAAUGGUAUUCCUUACAAGGUGUAUAAGAUGUGCCCUAAACUUCUUCGACGCUUAUGGAAUCUUCUAAAAGUGGUUUGGAGGAAAGGUAAAGUUCCAGAUUGUUGGCAACAGGCAGAAGGAAUAUUUACACCAAAGGAAAAGGAUUCGAAGACCGUCACCCAAUUCAGAACAAUUUCCUUACUGAAUGUUGAGGGGAAAAUCUUAUUUGCUGUGCUGGCCAAGCGAAUGACGAAGUAUCUGACAUCAAACCAAUACAUUGAUACCUCAGUGCAAAAGGAAGGCGUCCCAGGGUUCUCUGGAUGUGUGGAACAUACAAGCGCCCUCAGUCAGAUCAUCAGGGAAGCAAAGGCAAACCAAAAAGACCUCACUGUUGUCUGGCUUGACCUUGCCAAUGCAUAUGGCUCAAUACCACACAUGCCAAUUGAGACCGCACUGAAGAACUACCAUAUCCCAGACCAUGUGCAACAGAUUAUCAAUGGAUACUUCAGUAACAUACAACUACGGUUUGCUGUAAGAGAACAGUCAACACCUUGGAUAAGGCUCGAGAAAGGAAUAGUAACAGGCUGUACUAUUUCAGUCGUGCUAUUCGUGAUGGGAAUGAACUUAAUUAUCAAUGCCGCAAAGAGGGAAACCAGAGGACCAAAGACAGCCUCCGGGAUAUACCUUCCAUCCAAUAGAGGUUUUAUGGAUGACCUCACCGUAACUAUACCGACACACGUGCAAGCUCGUUGGGUUCUUGGAGUAUUGGAUGAGGCAGUGACUUGGGCAAGAAUGAAGUUCAAACCAAAGAAAUCGAGGAGCUUGGUAAUCAAGAAGGGAAAGGUUACUCAAAGGUUCACCCUCCAGGUACAGAGCGAAGACAUACCAUCCAUUGUAGACAAUCCUAUCAAAUGCUUAGGAAAAUGGUACGAUGCCAGCCUUAACGACACAAGCAGCAUAAACUGCACCAAGAACCAACUCCAAGAAGGUCUAAAGCAGAUAGACCAGACAUCACUUCCUGGGAAAUUCAAGGCAUGGUUAUACAAACAUGGAUUGUUACGAAGACUCAUGUGGCCUCUAAUGCUGUAUGAGAUAGCAGUUUCUACUGUGGAAGGCUUUGAAAGAAUCAUCAACAGAUACCUCCGUAGAUGGCUAGGAGUCCCACCAAGUUUCACCAGCAUCGGGCUGUAUGGGAAGACCAACCAGCUUCAACUCCCAAUAACAUCAGUUGUUGAGGAGUACAAAGUUGCUAAGGCCAGGAUGGUGGUGACACUGAAAGAAUCUUCUGAUGACCUGAUCUGGAUGGCAGGCAUAGAGACUAGAACCGGAAGGAAGUGGUCGGUAAGCCAGGCGGUGUCCCAAGCUGAAAGUAUACUGAGACACAAAGACAUCGUCGGAACUACUACGAAGGGCAGACAGGGGCUUGGUAUGAUAAAACCACAGCGAUGGAGCACGGCAGAAAAAAGAGAGAGGAGUCAGAUGGUGCAAAAGGAAAUCAGGGUGAGCGAAGAGGAGAGCGGAAGAGCCCGAUCGGUUGAAAUGGGAGGACAAUGUGCAUGGAACAAAUGGACAAUAACAGAGAGGAAGUUAACUUGGGCAGACAUCUGGCAGUAUGAGCCGCUAAGACUAAAAUUCCUGUUAAGGUCAGUUUACGACCUGCUGCCAUCCCCAACCAAUCUUCACAGAUGGGGUCUAGUGGAAGACCCAAGAUGCAGUCUUUGUAACAAGCCAGGCACCAUGGAACACAUCCUGUCAUCAUGUCAGACUUCGCUGACACAGGGCCGCUACAGAUGGAGACACGAUGCUGUCCUUAGGGAGUUAGCAGAUGUACUUGAGCGCGAGAGAAGGAAGAAAAGAACAGCAAAGAAAACAGCAUCUACAAAGAUCAACUUUGUCAAGGCAGGGGAAACAAGCACAAAGCAAGCUCCUAGAAACACGUCGAUCUUAGAUGAAUCUGGCCAAUGGGAGAUGAAAGUCGACUUAGGGAAGAAGCUGGUCUUCCCCGAGAUCGUCCAAACUACACUGAGGCCUGACAUAGUGAUAUGGUCCACCAAACACAAGAAGCUGGUGACUAUUGAACUCACCGUCCCAUGGGAAUCAAGGUGCGACAUGGCAUAUGAGCGGAAGAAAGCCAAAUACACUGAUCUCUUAGACCAGUGCAGUUCCCGCGGUUGGAAAACAUGGCUGUUCCCGAUCGAAAUUGGCGCCAGAGGCUUUCCCGCACAAUCACUGUGGAGGAUGCUAAGUGCCCUAGGCUUACGGAAUUAA